AUGUACGAAGUGGACACUUAUCUCGCUUCUCGCGAACGAUCUCCUGUUAAACCAAAUACCUACUCUCUGAAAGGGAGAGUGCAAGAUAAUAUUUCUUACAAAUUAUUCAUCAAUAUUUGCUAUCAUUUGCCUCCCUCUGACUUGUUCAGGUUGGCCUGCGUGUGUAAACGUUUUAACAACCUCCUAGACGAAAAUGUCUUACCGCUCUCUUCGGAGAUUUGGAGAUUAUCUCGAGAAAGACUCACUCCUUUUGAUGCGAUGAAGUGCCCGCCUGGAAUGACCGAAUUUCAGUUCGCGAGGUUGUUAUGCUUUCAGAAUGGAUGUCAAAUAUGUAAAAAUAAGAAAAUUACUGUGACCAUAUAUUGGAUUGCACGCGUUCGUGCGUGCAUGGAUUGCAUAUUCAAAAAGGCUAAGAGUCGGCAAUUUCUUCUAAAGGGAAAUUAUGGAUUUACAGAUAGAAUUCUCAGCGUUGUGCCACCGCUUGUCCCAAGUCCUGAUGAUGAAAUCGACAAAAACUUUUAUUGGAUGACGCACGCUAUUUCAGCAAAAAUCAAGUACAUUAAUAUGAACAAGAGAAAGUUUAAAAGGUGGGCUGAGAAUUUGAAGAAUGAAAACUUUUUUGAAUUUCAGCAAGCCAUUCAAUAUCACGAAUUAGUUAAAAAAGUGUGGAACGAAAAAAUUCACGAACGUGAGUUGGAGCUAAAAAAUACCAUUCAAGAGGUGUGCUCGGAAGUUGGCACGCUGUGCCAAAUUCCGCUAUCUUUGAAUCUCAUGAGAAAUAUUAGGGUAAAUCCUUUUAUUGUGCCUGAUUGGUCGAGUUAUCGUAAGAAGUUGAUCAAAAUUGUAAGUCAAGACACUUUCAACUCGACGUCAUCAGUUGACAACGUCAAUUCAAAGUCACCAGUAAAAAAAUCUCUUCAGGACUUUAUGAGGGAAGACAUUUGUAAGAAAUUGAGAAAUCACACUUAUUAUCAACAACCUGAUGAUCGCAAAUCGAAACCUUUUUUGAACAUCGAGGACAACUUUUUUAAAUACAUUCGAAUGUGUCCGUCCUACAAAGAUCCUCCCCUGGACCCCCGUUUUCCUAAUCCGGUGCGCAAGUAUUCAUAUUCCGAAGAUUUUUGGAGGACUAAACUUCUUCCGACUCUUCUUGACGAAGCCGAGAAGCUGCAUUCUUCUGGAAUUAACUCACCUCAGUGCAUAUUUGAUCUGAGUGCGUUAGAAGGAAUGGUAACACAAUGUCCAUUGUUCAGAUGUCAAUUGUGUGAAGAUGACUUUCCGUGCAUUGGUUUUAGAAAAAUGAAGAAGCACAUGUCCAAGAUACACAAGAUCUUUGGCGAGUCUGAAAAAAUAAAAAUGAUAAAAAUAGAUAAGGCAAAAAUGAUCGAUCACCUGCACUUCGUUUUUAGUCUACGCGAACAACUUUUUUGA
Acaulospora morrowiae is the source of this 1431-nucleotide messenger RNA. Lineage: Eukaryota; Fungi; Glomeromycota; Glomeromycetes; Diversisporales; Acaulosporaceae. The record is from the annotation of a GenBank genome assembly.